This is a messenger RNA of Zingiber officinale, 1097 nucleotides long. Its product is annotated as RING-H2 finger protein ATL40-like. The transcript has a single exon. NCBI's taxonomy places the organism in Eukaryota, Viridiplantae, Streptophyta, Magnoliopsida, Zingiberales, Zingiberaceae. The record is from RefSeq and is a predicted model, not a curated record. The coding region runs from base 275 to 1009 and encodes 244 amino acids.
GCAGAACUCGGGACGGUGCCGACCCAAUUCUCUCGAUUAAUCGUGUGAACAUCCAACAUGCCGGUUUUUAAUUUGCCCUUUACUUUUGUUCAAUUUUCAAUUAAUGUUUUAAUAAAUAAAAAAACUAAGGGAUUAAGUCAACAUUCUUGACGAUUCUGCGUUUAUGUUGAAUGAUAAAUUUCUGAAGAGAUCCCAAUUCCCACUAGAUUUACAGACGGCGAUUCGAUUAUAUAUCCUCUUUCCGCCCUGAAUCUAUCUAUCUCCGACCGCCGCCAUGUCCGAUUCGAUGCCGCCGCCAAUCCAGUGGAGGAGGCCGCCCGACCAGGACCGCAACAACUCCUACAACAUGAGCACCGGCAUCCUCGCCACCGGCUUCAUCUCUCUGGCGCUCGUCCUGGCCGUCCUCGUCUUCCUCCACAUCUACGUGCGCCACGUCCUCCGCCGCCAGAUUCCCCGUGGCGGCGGCAGCCGCCGCCGCCUCACCGCCGUCGACCUGUUCCGCUUCCACGCAGUCAUCGCCGGCAUCGACCAGCACCCGGACGCCGCGGGGCUCGAUCCCGCUGCCAUCGCCGCCCUCCCGUCCUUCCCCUACCGGAAGACGCCCCCCGGGGAGGAGGUGGAGGAGGAGGCCGCGGGCGGCGGAGCAGAGUGCGCGGUGUGCCUCAGCGCGGUGGAGGAAGGGGAGAUGGUGCGGCGGCUUCCGGCGUGCAAGCACGUGUUCCACGUGGGCUGCGUCGACAUGUGGCUGGCAUCGCACGUUACCUGCCCGGUUUGCCGCGCGACGGUGGAGCCGAUUACGGCCAACGCCGAGGUGGUGGAAGUCGGAGAACCUUCGCUGUCGGCGGCCGCGGCGGGGCCGUCGGGAGCGAAGGAGGGCGGGUCGGCGUCGUCGCGGUUUGCUUUGAGCGCGUCGCUGAAGAGGAUGGUGAGCCGGAGCCGGUCGUCGUCGAGCCGGCGGUCGCCGGAAGAAUCAACAGAAGAUUUGCCGUCUAAUCUGGACAGAUUGUGAUUCAACCGUAACAGUGUUCAAUAAAAUUUCGCCAAAUAAUUAUUUUGUAUAUUAUGAUUAAAUUUUCCCCUCAUUUGCUGCUGCUCAA